AUGGCGUACUGCCGUUUAGUGUUUUCUCUUUUAGUAUUAAGUGUCGUACAAAGUUAUGCAUCCGAAGUACCAGUAUUUCUGUGGGGAGACCUGGCGAAGACAUCUUUAAAAUCCAACCCCUUAUCGUUGAUCACUGCCGAAAAUUUCGCGGAAACCCUUGUACAGGAGCUGGAAGGUGAUCCUUUUACCGUGAUAUUUAUGGAAGAGAACCUAUCAGUGGAAGAUUUUUCGCGUAAAAACGCCGAGGGUGAAACAUACUUCCCCUAUUUACGCGCCAACAUUGGUGAUUCGUUGUACUUACCGAAUGUAGAGAACGCUGUACGUGUCCUUAACAACCUAGCGGACCCUGAUAAGGUAGAUCAUGUUAAGUUAUUAGAAAAUGGGCUAUCGGCUGAAAUUGAGCCACAAAGUGGUAAAUUCUUAUUCAUUAAUCUUAAAGAUGCUCAGGAAGGUGACUCUAGAGCCGAUCUCCUGCGUCGUCACAACGACUUCAUGGAAGACAUGUUCACUAAGCUGAAAGAGCGUUAUGAGAAAGUCGUAGCCAUAUACACAGCUCACAACCCUUCCUGGACAAUUCCUGAAUCUCAUCUUCGUAUCCGACGUCAGGCAUCUUCCAGGAAUAAUGAUUAUAAAUUGGAUGGUCUUCGUCUCUAUGUUAAGGAGCUUGUACUAUCCGAAGGGAACAAAACAACACUUUUAGAUAACAUGGCCAGCAGUUCUACUGAGUUUAACAAUACAAUGAAGACCAUGACUACAGUUAUGAACUUUAACAUGGACAACAUUCAGCUCAAUUUUGUUGAGAAUAAUGGUUAUUGGACUUUUGAAACGGUGCUCCUCACCAGGUCCAACUUGAGUGAAAUGCUGUACCCAAACCAUGAGGUAUACGCUGUGAACGGCUUCUCAUAUCGAUGCGCGCAAAAUGUGACCUUCUCUAGCAUCAACGACACACAGCAGUACUCACUAACUUUUAUGGAUAUGAAGGUGCAGCCGUUCUUCAAAAACACCAACGAAUCCGAGAUGGUCUUCGGGGAUUCAUUUAACUGCGUCGGUUUCUUCUCAGUACCAAUAUGGUCUGGUCUGUUCGUGGUAUUUAUACUCCUCGCAAUCACAUUCUAUGGAAUCAUGAUGAUGAUGGACAUUCGCACCAUGGACCGGUUCGAUGAUCCUAAAGGAAAGACUAUCACCAUCAAUACAUCUGAGUAG
Molecule: messenger RNA, 1203 nt
Organism: Parnassius mnemosyne (clouded apollo)
Lineage: Eukaryota; Metazoa; Arthropoda; Insecta; Lepidoptera; Papilionidae
Source: the annotation of a GenBank genome assembly